AUGUCAUACCAGUCACUCAUCGGGAAACCUGCGCCAGCUAUCACUCUGGACAACUACGAUGGGCAGUCGUUCACUUUCACGCCUGGCGAGAAGGAGGUCCCUACAGCCUUGUUCUUCUAUCCUGCUUCAGGCUCCUAUGGGUGCACAAAGCAAGCAUGUCAAUUUCGCGAUGCUAUUGCUGAGAAAGAUACCUUUGGACCUGGAAAAGUCCAGAUAAUAGGCAUCAGUCCGGAUCCUGUGGCCAAACAGAAGGCAUUCGUAGAGAAGGAAAAAUUAACGUAUCCUGUCCUCAGCGAUGUAAAGAAAGAAGUUUUCAAGGCCUAUGGAAUAGGCAAGGGGAUGCUGGGUAUGGUCGCUGUUGCCAGGGUCACAUUUAUCAUUGAUAAGAAAGGUAUUGUGAGAGAUGCGCUUGAUGCAACAAUGAACUAUGGCGCACACUCCAAGUUCGUGGAGAAGUGGCUUAACAGGUUGCAAACGGAGGAUGAGGCCAAAGCAGAGACGCCUACGACGCCGGCUACUGAGAAUUCUCCUGCUACAGCUACUACAACUGCAGAAGCACCUAAGCCGCAAUAA
This is a messenger RNA of Psilocybe cubensis, 573 nucleotides long. Its product is annotated as Putative peroxiredoxin. Lineage: Eukaryota; Fungi; Basidiomycota; Agaricomycetes; Agaricales; Agrocybaceae. The record is from RefSeq and is a predicted model, not a curated record. The coding region runs from base 1 to 573 and encodes 190 amino acids. Gene Ontology annotation, cellular component: cytoplasm. Gene Ontology annotation, molecular function: thioredoxin peroxidase activity. The transcript is spliced from 5 exons. Gene Ontology annotation, biological process: cell redox homeostasis; cellular response to oxidative stress.